Messenger RNA from Lindgomyces ingoldianus, 2995 nucleotides. RefSeq lists its product as uncharacterized. The transcript is spliced from 11 exons. Gene Ontology annotation, cellular component: membrane. Lineage: Eukaryota; Fungi; Ascomycota; Dothideomycetes; Pleosporales; Lindgomycetaceae. Gene Ontology annotation, biological process: transmembrane transport; metal ion transport. The record is from RefSeq and is a predicted model, not a curated record. Gene Ontology annotation, molecular function: metal ion transmembrane transporter activity. The coding region runs from base 1 to 2874 and encodes 957 amino acids.
AUGUCGGACCCGGGUGGCGACGAUCGCAAACAUACAGAGAUAGAUGAUAGGGGAGGAGAUCACGUUGAACAGAUGAGGGGAGAAAAUGAACCAGCUUUGGACGAUCCCGAUCACGCCCUAUUUGAACUACCACACACUACCACUUUUGCAAAUCCGCAGCCGACGCAGUCCUCAGCAGCAUUAUGGUCAAAGAGACCUGCUCAAAGCGAAUAUGAUACUGAAGCUACGCCAGGCCCAAGUAGGCCCAGAUUCGGGGAAGAAAGCAUCGAAGAUAGGAUCACUGCAAUCGGCACAGAUCUAAUCGCUGUACCCGCCCAGCAGCAAACAGCCCCUCGCAAUGAGCCACUUAUCGAUUUUGAGACCACUAUUGAGACCACUAUGGUGAAUUUCUUCGGCAGAACUAAACCUCCAGAGAAAAUCCGAAAAAGUAUUCCCACAUUAUUCGACGAACCACUUGGCCCUCUCCAAGAUCCUCUAGGAAAGAAAGAACAAGACAUACCAAUCUUCCGCUGGAUUCAUUUACCUGCCAACAACAUGGUUUGGGUGGAGACAUUAGUGAAAAAGAUUUAUGCAGAACAGAGGCAAGUGCACACUUACAACUCAGACGAAAACCCAGAGGACAUGUGGGAAGCCAAUCAACGGUCUCUUGCGGAGUAUUUGCUGGCUCCGCAACGAUGGACUUGUCGCCAAUAUGACAACCCUGAAGGGUCCCCUGGCGCAAGAUUCAUGAAACCCCUUUUAGCUAAAAUACGCAAAUCUAACGUAUCUACUACUGACUGGGUAGUCUUCAUGCCGUAUCUUCAUUGGGAAAACUUCUCUGCAUAUCGCAGAAGGCUCCAGAGUAUAGACGCUGCCGUUGAGGAGAUUGAUCUCGAGAGGCGUAGCCAACCGUCAGCGGAAAUUUUAAGUCCAUAUACCACAGCCAAAUGGAAGCGCCAAAUGGCAAUGUACCAGAUGCAAAAAUUCAGACGAGGAGAUGUUGCAGCACCUCCCAGCACAAGUGGCAAAGCACCUACCGACCCAAGUGGCAAGCGAGCAGCUAUACAAGCACCUGGUAAUGCGGAAUCGAACUUAAUUCGAAAAUACCUCGACUAUCGUGGAGGAGAGUUUCGAGUGAAAGGCGGUAGAAUCGAGGACAACAGUCCAUUGCUACUCCAACCGCUACAUCUCCGGCGAACCCUAGAUAGAUCGUACUAUUACACUCUUGAAGAUCACGAAAUCCGGAAACGGGAUGUUGAUCAGGUCCUUUAUCGGCACACUUAUGACGAACUCGAAUUGUAUGAUCCGAUGUUGAUCAUGGUAGACCAACUUUGGCUGUGGGUGAUCGACGAUAGGACAAUUGUGACCGCCUUUCCCCAACGAUCGCGAAUUGACAGCGAAUUAGCCUCGCCAACAACUGCAACAACUGCUACAACUGUAGAAACUGGACCUACUGUGGCCACUGCAACUACUGCAACUACUGCAACAACCCUAUCAGCAGCAUCCCUUCCACUAAGAGCACGUGGUUUCGUUCCUCCACUUACUCCAACCAAUCCAACGAAACUCGCCGAGGAGUUUUAUCGGGAUUUCAAUAAGCCGACUCGGGACGAGUCAAAACAUAGCACGCCAGAACCGAAUUCAGUGUUUACUGCGGCUCCUGAUAAGACAGACGUGCGAGAGCGGAUUCUGAGCGCCAUUCAGGGUGAUCACAAAGACAUUGAUACGGCACAGAAAUUUGCCUGUCUGGUCAUGGACAAGUGUUCUGGGGUCUUCUUCCCUGAAGCUAGCGAAGAGGACGACUUGCUAGACUUUCUCGAUGUUUUUGCGAUCUCAAUCGCGCGGUUGGCAUUCAACCAGGCGCAGGCUUUCAAUGACUUCUGCGAGGACUCUAGACGUCCGUCUAAUCGAAAGAAGUAUCAACUCCCGAACAACCCAUCCGACAAGGAAUUGCGAAAGCGUGUGGAGCACCAUCAAACCUGCCCGAAUUGUAAAAAGACGGCAGUCGAUAAAUUCUGGUACCGUUCUGAAGAUUCAUUGCAUCCCGAAGGUCAGUCCUUGCCAGAUCAGGAGGGCAGGACGCUCGAACAUUCUGCAACACCAAGAUAUGAAGAAGAUACCACCGUGUCAAGAAAACAGAAGAGCCUCGUUGAUAUUUCGGAGGAAACGGAAUAUGUCAAAGAGAUUAAGGAUAUCUUGGACGAGCUCAAUUCAAUGGCCCGGGUUUUCGAGCAGCAAAAGGAUAUCUUGAAGAACCGGAAUCCUACCAACAAUGAUGACCUAUAUACUAUGGAUGAUCAGACUUUGGAUUUGAUAUAUGUUCAAGGGAGGGUUUCAGAGCGACUGGAUAAGAUCACACAACUCCAAAAUGACGCAAAUCGGGUUUAUAGCGCGCUGCGCGACCUACUGGAUCUCAAGCAGAAACAAGCGAGCGUUAAGCAAACGGAUGACACUGCUCAGCAAGGUCUCACGAUUCUGGUGUUCACCAUUGUGACCAUUUUCUUUUCACCACUUGGGUUUGUUGCAGCGAUAUUCAGCAUGAAUGCUUCAGAGAUCAACGGUACACAAGGUCGACCUUUAAGUCAUAUCUGGAGGAUUAUGUUCCCCGUAACUGUCGCAGUCUUAAUCCUAUCACUUCUCCUCGCCUUCGCUAUCAACCCUGUCAUGAAUUCGUUCUCAAAAGCCAUGGACAGAAUCUGGCAGCUCUACACCAAAAACUUGAAAUGGCAGCAGAAACACCUCGGAACGGUGUCGAGCCCCUCGAGUGGCAGUAGCACCGCACGGGACGAUACGCACAUGUCUGGAGGUCUCAAUCUGGAAGCUGAGGAUCGCAACCAGAGGUGGGGCAUGCCGAGAUUGAGACCCACAAAGAAAGGGGUAGAAACUUCAAAGGCCUAGUUAUUGGCGAUCUCAUGGAGUUGGGGCAUCUUCAUGAAGCGGGCGCAGAUGAAGUGGUGGUAUCAGACUAGCUUGAAAUCGACGUACUGUCACAUGUGAAGGGUAAUCAAGUGGAUUAGUG